GUCCGGUCCGUGGUGGGGAUGCUGUUUCGGUUCGGGGUGGUGGUGUUGAGCCCGCGGUGCCGGGGCUGGCCGGAGCUGUGGGUGGUGGGGUCCCGGCCGGAGCUGGGCAGCUGGGAGCCGAGCGGGGCCGUGGCCCUGGAGCGGGCCGGGCCCGGGGCUGGGGCCGGGACGGGGGCCGGGCCCGGCCUGUGGCUCGGCGAGGUGCGGCUGGCCGCCGGACCCGAUGACCCAGACCCCCUCCAGGACCGGGACCCGCAGCAGCAACAGCAGCAACAGCAGCAGCAGCAGCAGCAGCAGCAGGUGCACGACACUUUCUGGUACAAGUUCCUGAAACGCGAGCCCGGCGGAGACCUUACCUGGGAGGGCAAUGGACCUCACCAUGAUCGCUGCUGUACUUUCAAUGAAAAAAAUGUGGUGGAUGGUGUGUAUUGUGUCCCAAUAGGACACUGGAUCGAGGCUUCGGGACACACUGAUGAGAUGAAGCAUACAACUUGCUUCUAUUUCAAUAUCGCAAGCCACCAAACCAUGCAUUAUUCAAGAAUUCUCCCGAACAUCUGGUUGGGAAGCUGCCCUCGGCAGGUCGAGCAUGUAACCAUCAAGCUGAAACAUGAGUUGGGGAUAACAGCUGUGAUGAACUUCCAGACUGAAUGGGACAUUGUUCAGAAUUCAUCAGGCUGCAACCGCUAUCCGGAACCCAUGACCCCCGAGACCAUGAUCAGGCUGUAUAAGGAAGAAGGCCUGGCCUAUAUAUGGAUGCCUACACCAGAUAUGUGUACAGAAGGUAGAGUACAAAUGUUGCCUCAGGCUGUCCACCUCCUGCUCGGGCUACUGAGGAAUGGACACACUGUCUAUGUUCACUGCAAUGCUGGGGUCGGCAGAUCAACCGCUGCUGUGUGUGGCUGGCUGAAGUACGUUAAGGGCUGGAAUGUGAGGAAGGUGCAGUACUUCGUGAUGACCAAAAGACCCGCUGUAUAUAUUGACGAAGAAGCAUUGGAUCGUGCAGAAGAAGAUUUUUAUCAGAAAUUUGGGAAGGUUCAUACUUCUCUCUGCUGUUUCUAGAUGAAGUUUUACCUUCACACACCUCUCCAUAAAGAAACAAUAAUGAAGAGUCUACCUGCAUGAGGGAAGGUUUUAUUUUGUGAUUUGUGAUUUUUGCUUUUAGAAUAGAUUGGUUUGGGGAUGCUUUACAAAAGAACUAGUGAGAAAAGCCAAAGGGCCCUGGCCCAGGCAGUUCUAAAGCACAGAGAUUGAUCACAUUGGUGUGAGGAGGGAAAGGAGUGACUUCCAUGUCCCUGUUCAAUAAAACCUUGGAGGCUGAACUUCAUUGUGGUAUGGGUCUCAACCACUUUCCAUACAGGAAGGAAGAAAUUAGUUAUGCAGAUGGUGUCUUCUGAAAGCGAGCUGUUGAUGUCCUGAAAUAGGCUAAAUCAUCCCAAAAGCUUUGGGCCUGCUGGUGCUGGCUGGGCUAUUUUGGAAGGGCUCAGGCUCAGGCUCAGGCUUGGGGCCCAGGCUUUGCACCAGCCCCUACAGUUUAGCAGAGUAGCAUUCUGAACAGUUCCACAAGGUGCUUAGAACUGUUUUCUGACCUUUUAGGUGCCUGAAAACCUGCCUGGUCUUUCCACGGGGCCAUUUGAGGCCCCAUCCUGGAUUCCAAGCACUUUAUCAGAUCCCUCCUUGACUAUUACAUCUGCCUCCUCACUGAUCUCCAUGCCUCCUCUCUCCCCAUCCAGUCCAAACUUCAAUCUGCUGCCCAGAUCAUUUUUCAAAAAUGUUCAGUCUACAUCUCCCCACUUCUGAAGAACCUGUAAUGGUUGCCCAUUCACCUCCACAUAAAACAGAAAUUCCUUACCAUCAGAUUUAAAACACACAAUCACCUUUCUCCAUCCUGUCUUACCUCACUGUUUUCCUAUACAGCCCAGCCCUCUCCCAAGUGCUUAGAACAGUGCUGUGCACACAGUAAGUGCUCAGUAGAAACCAUUCAUUGAUUGAUUUGUAGAUUUUUGAUGACAAGAACACCUAAGGUUCUGGGGUCCCAGCCUCUUGCUCACCUGCAGAACCUUGCAUUAACGUCAGGCAGUCUCAGCAGGAGAGUGGGAGGGAGUGGUGAUAGCAGCACUGUUCACUUAAUUUAUCACACACUCUUACACUCUUCCUCUGCUAUCAGCAGUCUGGUACUAUUCCCAUGCCACACCUUCUUCCCCUGCCCCCCCCCCCCCCCCCCCCCCCGAGGGAAAUUGGAUUGAGCAUUGCCUUCCAUUUUCCUGGCCCUCAGUGGAGAGGGAGACCAGAUUCACGCCCAGGUAGAUCUAGGAAUGUAGGCUGCCCAUCCUGAGGACACCAUUUGUCACCCAUGUCACUUUCUGUCAUGACCUCUAGUACCCAACAUGAUAAAGAAUGCUUCUGCUAGCUGUCUGGGGGCAAGCACAUCACAUCAGCUUCACAUGGGUUGAGAGGACAUGAGAUAGCAUGGACAGAUGGCAGUGGGCUGUCUGAGGAUCCAUAGACUUCCCAGAUUACAUCUGCAGUAAAGACCAUGUGUUCAAUAGGAUCCACUCCUUGCCUAGACGAUGGGCGGAACUCCUUGCCUAGACGAUGGGCAGAAUGCAAAGGAGUCUUGUUAAAGGGGGAAACUUUCUGCAUGGAAACCACCUGAGGUUACUUGCUGGAGACCAAGACCUGUUAGCAUUUCAGUCACACAAGAGUUGGAAAUCAACAGCUUUCAAAAUGUUUGAUGUAUAUUGUCUUUAUCACUAGAAAAUCUAUAUUACGUGACAAAAGCUUGCCUAUUUAUGAUGCUCUCCUUAACCUUUUUUCCAUUUCUUCUAAUUUGUGAAGGGAAGGCAAGGCUAAUUAAAAGUGCAUUACAUUAUUCCAUUAUCUUCAAUGCAUAAUGUGUAUCAUGCAGUUUGAAACCAGAUUAGCAGGUGUGUUGCUAAUAAAAUCAUUUUAAUGGCA
This is a messenger RNA of Ornithorhynchus anatinus (platypus), 2955 nucleotides long. It is a transcript of the gene EPM2A, whose product is annotated as EPM2A glucan phosphatase, laforin. NCBI's taxonomy places the organism in Eukaryota, Metazoa, Chordata, Mammalia, Monotremata, Ornithorhynchidae. Gene Ontology annotation, biological process: protein dephosphorylation. Bases 19 to 1059 code for a protein of 346 amino acids. The transcript has 4 exons. The record is from RefSeq and is a predicted model, not a curated record. Gene Ontology annotation, cellular component: cytoplasm; nucleus. Gene Ontology annotation, molecular function: starch binding; protein tyrosine phosphatase activity; carbohydrate phosphatase activity.